AUGAUAUCUACAAAUUUUUUUAUAUUUUAUCUUUUAAUAGCAUUUACACCCUUUGUCCAUUGUUCACCAAAGUUGGCGAUUACUCCUUAUAUUUAUGAACGCCUGGUAUACUUCAUUAAAGCGUCCGCGAUAUCAAGCUGCAUAUCUGACAAUCUACUUUUUCCUAAUAAAGCACUUAACGAUGGAGGUUGUCCACCACAUAUUAAGUUCUGUACGGAUGAAAAAAUCAACCCUACAGCGGGUCGAACAAUGAUUGAAUUGGUUCUAAGUGCCGAGAAGGGGGAACUGGGCUCGGGUUAUGUGGCUGUUGAUCAUGGAAAGAAUGUUGUUAUAUUAGCCUUUCGAGGAUCUACAACUAAACAAGAUUGGUUUAGUGAUUUCGAAAUAUACCCAGUUGAGUAUACUCCGCUUUGCGUGAAUGAAUAUCGCAAGCUUAUAGAGGAAGGAAAGCUAAGAGAAUGUAAAGGCUGUAAAAUGCACAGAGGCUUUCUCAGAUUCACCGAAACCCUUGGGAUGGACGUUUUCAGAAAAAUGGAGAGUAUUUUGGAAAGCUAUCCAGAUUACCGAAUUGUUGUGACAGGUCAUUCAUUAGGGGCAGCAUUAGCAAGUUUGGCUGGGAUUGAAUUGAGGCUAAGGGGCUUUGAUCCUUUGGUCUUGACAUAUGCAACACCAAAGAUAUUUAAUAGUGAAAUGAGACAAUGGGUGGACGAAUUGUUUGAGACAGAGGCUAUAGAAAAGGACUCAAUAUCAAAAAAAGAAAUCCAGUUCCGUAAGGGGUAUUUUCGAGUGGUCCAUAAUGGAGAUUAUAUUCCCAUGGUCCCACCAUUUUAUCAUCCGGCCGGUUUGGAGAUUUAUAUUAACAAGAUCGGAAUACCUCAAAAUGCAGAAGAUGUUGAGUAUCGUGGUAGAAACAACAAGAUGGCUCUAAACGAUGGAUUCCGGGAUGGCAUGAGCGGUUUAGUUGAAGACUGGUUACAUGUUUAUGAACAUCGAGCCUAUUUUAUCGACGUAUUUGGGUGCUCUGGACUUUAA
Messenger RNA from Saccharomyces eubayanus, 1032 nucleotides. RefSeq names its product putative lipase (gene LIH1). The transcript has a single exon. The record is from RefSeq and is a predicted model, not a curated record. The coding region runs from base 1 to 1032 and encodes 343 amino acids. Gene Ontology annotation, biological process: lipid metabolic process. Lineage: Eukaryota; Fungi; Ascomycota; Saccharomycetes; Saccharomycetales; Saccharomycetaceae.